Molecule: messenger RNA, 759 nt
Organism: Trichoderma harzianum CBS 226.95
Lineage: Eukaryota; Fungi; Ascomycota; Sordariomycetes; Hypocreales; Hypocreaceae
Exons: 2
Coding region: 1-759 (252 amino acids)
Source: RefSeq, a predicted model, not a curated record
AUGAACAACAUACCGGCACUGGAGUGGGUUGUGGAGAUUUAUGAACUCUAUCUGACUGCUAGAUCUUUCAGAUCCGCAGCAGUCCAAGUCGGUGCUACGAUCGGACCUGGAGUUGAUGUUGGCUGGAUCAGUUCUGCAACGGUCCUUCUUCUCUAUGGCCAAACUCUUCUGGGAAGAAUGACUCUCGAAAAUAGAAUGAUCAAUUCCUCGAUUACUAAUGACGCACUCGUUCUGCAGAUGGAGGAGUUUGAGAUUCAGGAUAUGACUGCGUUCAAGAGUUUUGUUCGGGAUAUAAUGCCCAAACCAUGGAACGGAUGUCGACUCGAUAAAACCGCAUUGACCGGCAAGCUGGAGGUCGUUGAUAAAGGCCAUAGUCUCACAAUUGCCAUAGAUUUGUGUGGCAUUGGGGGUCUCGAAACGACUGAACUCAGUGUGGCGCUCUCUGGCCACAUACUUAAGAUCAAUUUCUCGAUGACGAACGCGGCCACUGUGGAAAUAUACUUCGAUGAAGCUGAAUUUCGGCUUCAGAAGAAUGGGGUUGACUUGGCUAUUUUGGCCGGAGACUUCAAUAUUGAGACCGGCGAAACAACUUAUGAGUUGGAAGGGGAAAUUGAUUCGUUUUCGCGGAAAGAGCUUUUCGGAAAUGCAACUUUGGCUGGAUACCAUCUGAAAGCCAAUGACUUGAAGAAAACGUGGCUCAUCCAUGCUCUCCGAGAGUUCAAAAUAGAUGUCAAUCUGGACCAAACGGUCGUUUAUUAA